UGUAUAGUUGUACAACGCUACAACUAUACAGAGUUACUUCGUUAAAUCGUCGACGGACUGCAGUCUCGCAGAUUCCGUCGAAGCGAUCGCACGUUUGUACUUGGGAGUUAUUAUUACAAAGUUAACGAUCACUUAAAGCAUGUUUUAAAAAAAUGAUAAAUUUUAUUUAAAGUGUGGGAAGGAUUGUAAUUCAAUUUAUCACUGUUAUAAAUCAAAUUAAUUAUGAUUUUAAUAUUUUCAUCAAGUUUGAGUAUUCCAUAAAAGAAACGUAACUUAAUAUAGUUCCUUUUAAUCAAAACAAGAGUUAAAGCAUAACAUUUUAUUACUGUUUUGUGUUAAAAAAAAUAGUGUUUUGAAUUUUCUUUCUCUUUCAAUGAUAAUGGAUGUACUUAGUGAUUAAUUAUUGUUAUAUUACACUAUAAUUUAAUUUCGCAAGUUGUUAACAAAAUGUUUUUAAUGAAAUUUUAAACGAUGAAGAAGUUUGAUUAAAAAGAAGGAAAAUUCACUUUUGACUACAACACAGUUACUCUUAGAUAAUCCAAAUGGAAUUGUGCUUAAUUUUCCGUGAAAGUUUAGAAGUAGUAAUGGAAACGUGUAAAUAAAUACUUUAGUGCAAACGUUAACGAAAAUAAAGAUGAGAAUGACACUGAUGACAGAAAUCAUAAUGUUUCUUCAAUGGUGGUUUAAGACAUACAAAAGACAUUGAAUAAUGAUAAUAUUAUCUCAGUGGCGUGCUUAGCACGACAUUCAUUCAUGGAUAAAAUGCCAUAGAUUCUUCAAUUAAUCACUGUUUUUUUUAUCGUCGCAAAUUGUUUGACUAGAUAUACUUGGUUGUUUUAAUUAUCUUUAUGGUCAUUAAAAUUAACAUAUCACCAUGCACAUCAAACACCACGAGAUUGAUAUUUAAAUGAAUAAUUAUUAAUUGUAAGACAUGUGUUAAAAAAUAAUAAAACCCUUUUGAGAUGAUUAAAAAACAAUUAAUGAAAUAUUAAAUACAAUCAAGAAAAAUUCAGUUAUUAAAAUGUAAUUAAGAAUGAUCAAUUCUUAUUGGGGUGUAUUAAAAAUGCAAUUAAAAAAACCAAUUAGAUUGAAAGAAAACAAAUUAUUCAAGCUUAAAAAAUAUAAAGCUUGUAAUAAAAAUACAAGAAAUAGUUAUUUAUUAUGUCAUAGAAAAAUAAAUAUUGAAUAAUUGAAUACUGUAUUGUCAGCUAAAUGAAAAAAAAUAUGCGGUAAUAUGAAGCUUCAAAAAGAAACUUGAGAUGAAAAAAAAUUUGUUUACUUUAAUAAUGACUCCAUACAUUGACCCAGUAAUAGUUGGACUUUUGCUAUCAGAUUUACUGCAAAAAGCAGUUGGAUUAAAUGAUGUUGACUUUGUGGAGGAUGCAGCAAGUCAUGAUAACAGCAGUAACAUGACAAAUGGCAACAGUAAUUGUUCAAAUAAUUUGUGCAUUAAUGAUGAAGAAUACAUAGAUUUGAUAGCUGAUUUUUUGAGGCCUAAUCUAUACGAUUGGAUACUUAUUACAAUGCAUAUUAUUGUGUUCGUUUGUGGAAUUCUAGGCAAUAUGCUUGUUUGUAUUGCUGUAUACAGAAAUCGAUCCAUGAGGACUGUCACUAAUUAUUUCAUUGUUAAUCUCGCUAUAGCUGAUCUCAUGGUAAUAAUAUUCUGCCUUCCUUCGACUGUCCUUUGGGAUGUUUACGAGACGUGGUUCUUAGGAGAGAAGCUCUGUAAAAUUAUUCCCUAUCUACAGACAGUGUCAGUUAGUGUAAGUAUAUUAACGCUGACUUCGAUAUCAAUCGAUCGAUGGUAUGCUAUAUGUUAUCCUCUCGAGUUCAAAUCAACCACAAAGAGGGCAAAAAAAAGCAUCUUAUUCAUCUGGCUUUUCUCGAUUAUUUUCGAUGUACCAGAUUUAGUGGUCCUUCAUGUCGUCCCGCCAGGACACCUUAAGGUAGAAACGAUUUUUUACACACAGUGUGCAAGAUCAUGGAGUCCAAUGAGUGAUACAAUCUUUACUACUAUUAUUCUGAUAUGCCUUUACUUUGGGCCACUUACUUUUAUGACCAUUACUUACUGGAAAAUUAUUCGGGUACUUUGGAGAAGUCAUAUUCCCGGAUAUAAUUUGCCCAGGUGUGCAGCACCAAUGCCAUUGGCAGCCUCGACAUUGAAUGAAAAUCUUGAAGAUCAACUAGCAUCUAGGAAGAAAGCAGCAAAAAUGUUGGUUGUUGUAGUCUUUGUUUUUGCAAUUUGUUACGCUCCAGUUCAUUUGCUCACUAUUCUCCGGCAAUCGAUUGGUUUACCGUCGAAUGAUUUCACUGUAACAUUUAGUUUAUUGGCUCACUGGAUGUGUUAUGUAAAUAGCGCAAUCAAUCCCGUUAUUUACAAUUUCAUGAGUGGAAAAUUUCGUAAAGAAUUCAGACGUUCAUUUAUGUGUACAAAAGAGAUGUUCGAUGAUCGAGGUGUACAAAAAUUAACAGGGAUCUUCAAUACUCCAGAGUCACGUUCUCAAUCACAAAUGCGAUUGGGUCAUCAAAUGAUAGAUGAUUCCAAUGGAAAUCAACGAAGUACUGAAGUCAUACCACUUACUGAUAUAUCACGACAAAAUACUAGACGUGUAUAAAAGAUAUUGGAUUUCGUGAACAGCAUUGCAAUCUUGAAUCUCAGAAUGAAUGGAGAGCAACAAACCGAAUUUAUUAAUGUAGGUACAAAUUUUUGUUAGAUCUUGCCAUGUAUAUUUGAUGACAACGAUUUAUAUAUAUAUAUUUAAAACAUAUCAUAUAAGUCUGUACUAAAUUGAUAUAUGUAUAAUAUUUUAUUUUAUUAGUUAAGAUAAAUGUUGAUAGAUGUGAAUUUUAUGUAAAAAAUUUUUAAGAUGAUUUAUUAGUAUCAUUGGCUCAAAUUUCCAUUCAAAUAAUAAUAUAUCAUUAUUUAUUUUUGUUGAUAUGCUGUGAAAAUAUUAGA
Molecule: messenger RNA, 2956 nt
Organism: Chelonus insularis
Lineage: Eukaryota; Metazoa; Arthropoda; Insecta; Hymenoptera; Braconidae
Product: orexin receptor type 1-like
Exons: 6
Coding region: 1260-2615 (451 amino acids)
Biological process (GO): G protein-coupled receptor signaling pathway
Cellular component (GO): membrane
Molecular function (GO): neuropeptide Y receptor activity
Source: RefSeq, a predicted model, not a curated record